AGGUUGCGUUGCACGCGGAGCAGUCUGGGACUUGUAGUUCUCGAGAUGGAGCGAGCUGUGCCGCACGCUGUGCCUCUGGGUCAGAUGGAAGUGUUUCAGGCCCUACAGCGGCUGCACAUGACUAUUUUCUCCCAGAGUGUCUCACCCUGUGGGAAGUUCCUGGCGGCUGGCAACAAUUAUGGGCAGAUAGCCAUCUUCAGCUUGUCUGCUGCUUUGAGCUCUGAGGCCAAAGAGGAAAGUAAAAAACCCGUAGUGACCUUCCAAGCCCACGAUGGGCCAGUCUACAGCAUGGUCUCCACUGAUCGACAUAUGUUCAGCGCUGGGGAUGGGGAGGUGAAGGCCUGGCUUUGGGCAGAGAUCCUCAAGAAGGGCUGUAAGGAGCUGUGGCGUCGUCAGCCCCCAUACAGGACCAGCCUGGAAGUACCAGAAAUCAAUGCUUUGCUUCUUGUCCCCAAGGAGAAUUCCCUUAUCCUGGCAGGGGGAGACUGCCAGUUGCAUACAAUGGACCUUGAGACGGGGAGCUUCACAAGGGCCCUCCGGGGCCACACAGACUAUAUCCACUGCCUGGCACUGCGGGAGCGGAGCCCUGAGGUGCUGUCAGGUGGCGAGGAUGGGGCUGUGCGGCUUUGGGAUCUCCGUACUGCCAAGGAGGUCCAGACGAUUGAGGUCUAUAAGCAGGAGGAGUGCUCAAGGCCCCACAAUGGGCGCUGGAUUGGAUGUUUGGCAACUGACUCAGACUGGAUGGUCUGUGGAGGGGGCCCAGCACUCACCCUCUGGCACCUCCGCUCCUCAACGCCCACCACCAUCUUCCCCUUACGGGCACCACAGAAGCACGUCACCUUCUACCAGGACCUGAUUCUGUCAGCUGGCCAGGGCCCCUGCGUCAACCAGUGGCAGCUGAGUGGGGAGCUUAAGGCCCAGGUGCCUGGCUCCUCCCCAGGGCUGCUCAGCCUUAGCCUCAACCAGCAGCCAGCGGCACCUGAGUGCAAGGUGCUGACAGCUGCAGGCAACAGCUGCCGGGUGGAUGUCUUCACCAAUCUGGGCUACCGUGCCUUCUCCCUGUCCUUCUGACAUCCAGCAAAACCCUCGCCCCCCCAACCCAGGGAUCUGGUUUUGUAUUUUUUACAAAUAAAAUUUCAGGCUUUUCUUCCA
Molecule: messenger RNA, 1152 nt
Organism: Hipposideros armiger (great roundleaf bat)
Lineage: Eukaryota; Metazoa; Chordata; Mammalia; Chiroptera; Hipposideridae
Gene: THOC6
Product: THO complex subunit 6
Exons: 13
Coding region: 46-1071 (341 amino acids)
Biological process (GO): mRNA export from nucleus
Cellular component (GO): transcription export complex; THO complex
Molecular function (GO): protein binding
Source: RefSeq, a predicted model, not a curated record